This is a messenger RNA of Penicillium subrubescens, 2254 nucleotides long. Its product is annotated as alpha/beta hydrolase. NCBI's taxonomy places the organism in Eukaryota, Fungi, Ascomycota, Eurotiomycetes, Eurotiales, Aspergillaceae. The transcript has 5 exons. The coding region runs from base 52 to 2061 and encodes 669 amino acids. The record is from RefSeq and is a predicted model, not a curated record.
CUUGGUAGAUAUCCCCAGGGGUAUUUAUGCUAUCUGGUGGAGGUGCGAGUCAUGGAGGACUGCAAAACAAGCAGCUUGACGCCUUCUGUCCGUUCCUGGCGGAUGCCACGAGAGAAGAAGAGUGCUUCCUUGGUCUAUCUUCUUGUUGGGACGUUGUGUCUCCUAUGGUGGACGCUGCCAGCUCUGAAGGGAGACUCGGUUCCAGUGUCAAUACCGACGAUAACACCCGCCGCGAAGCCCUUUAGUUGGGAAAACAUCAGUCCCUCCAAAUCGCUAGAGUACCAUGGUUGUGGAGAUGGAUUCCAAUGUACCCGGCUCGAAGUGCCGAUGGAUUACAAUCGAACCGAUACCACGCGAGGGCGAACAUUUGCUCUAGCGGUAGUUCGGAUUCCAGCCAUAGUCCCCAUCGAUGAUCCUCGUUAUGGGGGAGCCAUGUUAAUCAACCCUGGUGGCCCCGGUGGUCCUGGAACUCUACAAGCAUUCUUAUCAGGUCGGAAUUUACAGACCAUCGUCGACUCCGAGAAUGACCCGAGUACAGUCCCACUCAACGCGAGCGAUAAGUACUUCGACAUCAUCGGAUUUGAUCCUAGAGGCGUUGGGUCCACUACGCCGGCAAUAACGUGUUUUCCCGACUCGAUUUCUCAACGGAAUUGGGAGUUACAGGUUGAUGCCGAGGGGAUGCUGGGUAGUGGCCCAAAGUCCUUGGAGGAAAACUGGCUACGGACGCACGCGCUGAACUCUGGAUGUUCCGUUUACGAGAUGACUGCUGAUGGAGCGCAGGGUGAUGAGGUGAUGAUGGAUUACGUGAGCACUGCACUAGUAGCUCGGGAUAUGAUUACUAUAAUCGAGCGCCAUGGUGAAUGGCGCGAGAAACAAGGUCAAUUAGCCCAGAAGGCAUUUGAUCUGAAACAUGGCCCAGAUGUGUCGCGUGCUAUUCUGAGACGCACUCAAUGGCAUGUUGACAGGGAACCGCUCUUAUACUGGGGUCGGUCUUACGGGACUCUCCUGGGCACAACCUUUGCUGCACUUCAUCCUGAUCGAAUUGCUCGAGCGGUCCUCGAUGGCGUGGUCAAUAUGGACAGGUACUACGAGGGACGGGGACCGAACGUAGUCAUGGACGCUGAUGCCAUUUUCGAUCGUUUCGGCGAGUACUGCCACGAAGCCGGGCCCGAGGGAUGUCCCCUUUACGCAGAAGGGGGAUCCGACACGAUCAACGAUGCCUACUGGACCAUCGAAAACCAACUCCUAAACACCUCCCUCCCGGUGAUGGCAUCUGCCACCCGGGGUCCGGAAGUUGUGACCUGGACAGAUCUAAAGAACAUCCUCCGUGUUGCGGUCUAUCAGCCUUUACUCGCAUUCCAUGUGUUGGCAGGCCAUGUUAGCGAGCUUGCGAAGGGAAAUGCAGUCACGAUAGCGGAUUUCAAACAUCGCAGACAUUUCGGAGCUUGUCCGUCUCCUGAGUGUCAAUUAGCAGGGCCGUGGUCUUCGCAAUGUGCCAGCGGGCUGGAUAACACUCUGUACGCGAGCGCGGCGAUCCUUUGUACGGAUGCUGAGUAUAUGACAAAUUUCACCUUGGAUGAGUUUCGGGAGCUUUGGGCUGGCUUAGUGAGUGAUAGUCGGACUGUGGGAGAUUAUUGGGCUCAGGUUCAUUUGUCUUGUGUGGGAUGGAAGGCGAAAGCAAAGUACAAGUUCACGGGUCCAUGGGGUGGAGUUACCGCACACCCAAUGCUGUUCGUCUCAAAUACCCUUGACCCGGUCACUCCCUUGCACAGCGCAAAACAUAUGGCCAAGCAGUUCUCCGGGUCUGUAUUACUCGAGCAAGAUUCCGAAGGGCACACCACCAUCGCCGCCCCCUCAUUAUGCGUCGCAAAGGCGAUCCGCAACUACUUCCAAACUGGCGAACUGCCUGCCGUCGGUACUCUCUGCGAGGCGGACUUAAAGCCGCUGGUCGGCUCCCAUCAGCAAGUCAAGGCGCAAGAUCUCACCUGCGCUGACCGAAAGCUCAUGGACGCACUAAUGGCUGAGGUUGAACAUGGAUUCCUCCCAAAUGUGCAACUAUGACUGGACUUUUAGUAAUCAUGAUGGGCUUAUGCCGUCUUGUUGUCGGCGUCCUUUCGGAAUUCAAACCAUCUUUUGAUGGGUUGAGCGACAAAGUCACUGUCGAUCAGAACUUGUGUAUCAUUUUAGAGCGUGCGAGAGCGUGCGUCGUUAUUUAUGCAUUUGUGUCAGUAACCAGCGAUUGAAUUGAAUGGAC